Molecule: messenger RNA, 5332 nt
Organism: Oryzias latipes (Japanese medaka)
Lineage: Eukaryota; Metazoa; Chordata; Actinopteri; Beloniformes; Adrianichthyidae
Gene: adck1
Product: aarF domain containing kinase 1
Biological process (GO): lipid homeostasis; mitochondrion organization
Cellular component (GO): mitochondrial inner membrane
Source: RefSeq, a predicted model, not a curated record
CCCCUCCCCUGAAAGGGUACUGAUUACUGGAGCAGAGCUGAAUGAGGAAGAGCGGUGAUCGAUCUGAUGAAGACUGUGAUCCACUGCUGCUGCUGAAGAUGAUGAUGAUGAUGGACUUCCAGACGCGAUCAGGACAGACUGCGGUUCUCGUGCGGCUACAGUGAUGACAUAACUCCGCAGAUGCCGGCCUGCUGUGAUUGGUCGGCUGCAGUGGAGUGAGCUGUAGCUCCGAGCUGGUUAUUGUUUCUAUAGGAAUCUACACCUGAAUGCAGCGUGCAGCACAUUUGCUUCCUGGAACGCAACGCAACCCCCGACUUUCACGCAGGAGGAAAUUCACGCCGCACACACAUGGCACACGCUGUGGGUCUCAGAGGUCAGACGGCGGCGCCACAGAGCCCACAGGCUCAUCUGCAGAUCUCUGGUGGCUUGUUUCUGUCACUGCUUUGUCAUCAUCGACCAGAUGACACUCAAGUCAAACGAUCUUGUGGGACGGGUGCACCGGCGAUCGGCGGAGCGUCUUCGGGACUUGUGCUGCGCCAACCGUGGGACUUUCAUCAAAGUGGGCCAGCACCUGGGGGCUCUGGACUACCUGCUGCCCGAAGAGUACACGUCCACCCUGAAGGUGCUCCACAGCAGCGCUCCUCAGAGCAGCAUGGAGGAAAUCCGGCAGGUCAUCAGGGAGGAUCUGGGCAAAGAGCUGUCAGACUUGUUCGUUUCCUUCGAGGAGAGACCUCAGGGUGCCGCCUCUUUAGCACAGGUUCAUAAGGCAGUGCUGCAUGAUGGGAGAACGGUGGCCCUCAAGAUCCAGCACCCCAAAGUCCAAACACAAAGCUCCAAGGACAUAAUGGUGAUGGAGGUGUUGUUGAAGGCCAUCCAUUGGCUUUUCCCAGACUUUGCCUUCAUGUGGUUGGUGGAAGAGGCCAAGAAGAACAUGCCGCUGGAGCUGGACUUCCUCAACGAGGGACAUAACGCUGAAAAGGUGGCCAGCAUGUUGGCACACUUUCCCUUUCUUAAGGUUCCCAUGAUCCACUGGGAUCUGUCCACCAAGAGGAUCUUAACCAUGGAGUUUAUUGAGGGGGGGCAGGUCAAUGACAAAAACUACAUGAAGGAACACGACAUCAAUGUGAACGAGAUCUCGGAGAAUCUGGGCAAACUCUACAGUGAGAUGAUCUUUGUCCACGGCUUUGUCCACUGCGACCCCCACCCAGGCAACGUGCUGGUCCGAAAAUGUCCCCAAAGCAAGAAGAUGGAGAUCGUCCUCCUCGAUCACGGCCUGUAUCAGGCCUUGCAGCCGGAUUUCCGCUUGAACUACUGCCGCCUGUGGAUGUCGCUGAUCAAAGGCGACAUGUCCGGCGUGGAGCGUUACAGCCGCAGGCUGGGAGCUGGAGAUCUGUACCCGCUGUUCGCCUGCGUGCUGACGGCCCGGUCCUGGGACGCUGUGAACGCCGGCAUCAGCUCUGUACCCGUCACUCAUGCGGAGGACGUUGAGAUCCGGACCAACGCGGCUCUCUACCUGCCUCAGAUCAGCGAUUUGUUGAACCGAGUUCCCCGACAGAUGCUGCUGCUGCUGAAGACCAACGAUCUGCUGAGAGGCAUCGAGACCACACUGCAAACCAGAGCUGCUUCCUCAUCUUUCAUCAACAUGUCCCGCUGCUGCAUCCGGGCCAUGGCCAGGCACAAGAGGAGCAGGGCUCAGUCCAGGAGGAGGCGUCUGCAGAUCGCGCUGACCGAGUCUCUGAGUUUGUGGAAGCUCUCCGUGUACGAACUCUUCCUGUGGGUCAGGGGUUCCAUGCUGGCGCGCUGGCUCGCCGCUUUGCUGCCGCCGUUUCUGCACUGACAUGGAUCAGGAAAUAUCACUCCAGCGUUAGACUUUAAGGGGAAAUGAUCAAGAAUAUCAGCAUGUGGGGAAACGUUUGACAUCCCAGUGAAAUACGAGCUGUUUGUUAAUUUAUAAUCCUAAUAUUUUCCCCUGAGAUAUGUGCCAUGGGAACCACCGCCGGCCGGCUCAGUGAAACACCAGGAUGGAUGAACCCAGAGUUAUCGCACGGCAGCAGAUAACGGCAGAGCGUCCAUCUUCCAUCCCGUACACCACCAAGGUGGAGACGCUGCUGAUAACCAGCUGCUGUCUAAUAUGAAGGCAUUUAUCUGGACGCCGCUGAUCUCCAGUCCUGCUCGGUGUCGGACCACUGCCUCAUUCCCCACAAGUUUUCAGAUUCCACUUCACGAGAGAACUCUUCUGCCGUAAUGCUUGCUUAUUUGCCACGGUUUCUGGUGCUCCACCUUUCUUCCUCGAGCUCACCGACUGAAAUGCGGCUUUCAUGCACGGACCUGUUACUGUUCUGAUCAGACAUGAGCUCUUCUGUCUGUUUUUGAUUUUUGGAGAAAUCCCUACAGUCUUUUCUCGUCUCCACCCCGGACCUACCUCAGGAGGCCUUGUUGAGUCGUUUCAGUUUUUUCAGCUUUUUUUCAGUUUUGCUCAAUGUUUCAGUCCGCUUUAAUGCUAGCGUUAGUGUGAUUGGUGGAAGUCGUCCAUCUGCAGCAGAAAGCCGACUGGGUGCUCAGUUUGGGCAGCUGCUGAAAAAAAUGGGCAAAGUGAAACACACCUCUGGAUCUUGCCGAUCCAUCGCUCGGUUCCUCUUAAGGUGCGAGUUGUUUCAGAUUCUGAGCACAGACAGAUAUCACAGGACAAGCUUCACUCAGCAAUCUCAAAGUUCCUCAGGCUUUGGGAAGGAACAUAAAUUAUGCUGAAACUAAACUUUAAAAAAUAAAGAAUCCUCCAGAAAUCAGAAGUGAAGAGUGAAGAACCUUCUGUGGCUUUCCUACAGGAAAACCAUCUUCUGACUAAAAACCUCUGGAAAGAUCCGUCCUGUUGCUCACAUGUAAGCUACUCUCAGCCCAGAUCUCACAGCUGAAAUGAAAGAAGCUCCUCCCACAGCUUCGGUGUGGCGGUUGUUGUUUGAGUUUAAGGCCGUAGGACCUGAACCGUAUUAAGAGUUACACAUUUAUUUUUAAUAUAUUUCAGUUAUUUGCCAAAAUCAAAUGUAGAAAUCUUCAGCAUCAGAUGAAUUCAAAUCAAGCAUAAUCAGGUGUAAUGCCUCCUGUUCUGCAUUGUCCUCUUUUAGUUGACGCUUCCCGCCUUCAGAUGGACACACCUAAUGUUCCCUUAACGUCAUAAGGCCUCUGGACCUUUUCACACGUCUUCAUGGAGUUUCCUGUUACGCCCCUGUCUGGGAAAUGUAAAACGUUGUAACGUAAAGGUCAAAAGAAGAAAUUAAACAUCUUAAAGACCCACUCUGAUGCAAAUGGAGUUUUGGGUGUUUUUAACAAGUUCUUGUACCAUUUUUCAGAUGAUGGAGGACAUAUAUUGGGAAAAUGAAGCUCAAAAGUGCAUUUCUGAGUGUUUCUUUAUUUACAUUGUUGUGGAAAAGAUCGUAUUUUGUCGAUCAGGCCACAUGCCUCCUGCUCGGCUCCAUUCCGAUCAUCCACUGUCAGACAAAUAGAUCCGUGAACGUCUUUGUUUUCCUCGUCCAAGCUGGAAUGUGGAUCUAAACUUUACGGCUCUGAAAUUGCUGCCAUUUUUGUGCCUCCAUUAAUGUCAGGUUAGGGGUGUGAGGGGCUGUAAGCUUGCAGAAAAGCAUGUAAACAGGGAACUCUCAGCAAUAGAGAGGGGAGGGGAGGGGCAGGUUUGCUCCAAGGCAACGGUCUCUGCCACAACGCGGGGGCGAAUCUCUGCAGAAACUGUCACUGUUUUUAAUUCAAAUAAUAAAAUAAUCAUAAUUUAAAAUAAAAAAACACUGCGAAGGCUUUGAAAAUGGAUCCAAAAAAUAUCAGAGUGGGACUUAAUGACUCUAAUUUUUUAACAAUUAACUCAGGAAUGAAAAUAAUAUUUAUAUUUCUAAAUCUUUAUUAAAAUGACCAAACUUUACUUGGAAAAAGAACAGAAGAAAUCAGCCGAGUUAAACUUGCAUGUCAACAUUUAAGUUCAGCUAAGAAGUCUGGCAACGUCUCACCACAGUAAUCAAUCAGUACAUGCAGGAGCCCCAAAUGACCAAAGUCUCCAGAACACUGACUGACGUUGGCUUCAUUGGACCCAUGAAACCACAAGACUUCGAUUGAUUCUGCAGGUUCCUCUGAGCAGAAACCUGCAGAAACCUUCCCAAACGGGCAAAAACCCUGCAGCUCUGCUUGGGUUCGUCAUUGUGGAUCUGAUGCGUGUUGGAGGAACAUCUGCAGUGGGUGCGAUAUAAUUAACUCCGAAGUACACAGAAAAUCCAGAUUAAGAGUACAGCCGUGCUGGGAGGAAGUACUUAGGCACAGCAGGGUUUUCACUUAAAGCGAAUGUCAGCAGACGCUGAAACUCUCCUUUGGCUCGGUUGCGUUUGUCUGUUCAGCAGGUAAAAGGUCUGCGGUGCUUACAUUACUAUUCAGCUGAAACCUGUGUGAGAAAAUAUUCUGGGAUGACAUUCUGAAACCUUUCAUUUUUUUAGUCUGCACCACGCUUAGGUUUCUGCUACAGAACCUGGACCUGCAGAUGUUUGGACCUCUUAUGAGGAAAUGAAAGCCUUUUAACUCGUUUCUCUUCAUUUUGACCUGAAAUUCAGCACAAACUCUGGAGUAUCAGCUUUCGUUUUCCAGCCUGGCCUGCUAUAAUCCCUGCAGCAGCCAAUCUCACAGACACACUCAGCCAGCCUGCUGAUAGUGUGCCUCUCUGCACACUUCAUCCAGUCCAAGUGCAUAAUUGCAAAAAAUGUUCCCAGACUCUCUUUGGGCAGCAUGCAUCUGGGGUGGGAGGGGUUGUGAUUAUUUCAGUGCCUUGUCAGGUGAAUUGAAAUUAGUGUUAAAUCCUCCAGGAGUCGGAGGCUUUGGAAAUGUGAGUAAAGGAAGCAGUGGCUCACGCGCCUUCGCCGAUGUUAAUUUCUUUGUUCUAAAACACACAUUCAGCCUUCAUUAGCUUCCACUGUUGGCAGCAGAGAAAGACUGCAGGAGAUGUAUCGGUGUGUGUUUGUUGGAGAAUUGGACCAUCCAUCUCUAUCACCCAGAGCCACCCAGGCCUGCCACUGCAAAUAAGGCCAGCUCUCUCUUUCUUCCCUCCCUCGGUGGAAGUGUUCAGGAGGAUGAUGAAAGGUCGCGAACUGACCAGACGCAACGUUUAAACUCCAGACGGACGAAAGCGUCUCACUCCGCCCUGAUCUGCGGCGCCCACGUGGACGUUGCGUCCACAAACAUCCACGUGAUCCUGGGGAGAGAUGGAAAACCAAAAGAUGCAGGAAUUGUGUGUCUGUUUUUGUUUUUUUAUGUGCUACUAUCCAGGAAUAAACACCGAUUCAAAAAC